This is a messenger RNA of Saccoglossus kowalevskii, 1731 nucleotides long. RefSeq names its product zinc finger protein 782-like. Lineage: Eukaryota; Metazoa; Hemichordata; Enteropneusta; Harrimaniidae. The record is from RefSeq and is a predicted model, not a curated record.
AUGGAGACAUGUAUUCUGUUACCAAACGGCCUUGCUGUCUGCGAGAAGUUCGAUGACGACACUUACCAAGCUGCAGACGAUGGAUCGAUGUUUCGGUCACGACCGAGUAUAUUUUCGGCGGUGACGCUUCUACCGGGCACCAGUUUUUACCCAAAAUGUGGACCCAUUUCUGUCAUCAGACUCGGAAGUCAUUUAAAACUGGAGAAUUUAGACGUAAGGAAUGGAUUCGGUUGCUAUGAAGAUGUAACCUGGCUGAAUGGAUUCAGUAUAAGACACUGUAACUGGAUAAGAUAUUUAAGAAAUGUGGAUAAAAUAGAAAAUGCCAACAUGGUGGCUAUGAAAAUUAAAGGACAACCAGUAUACAAUGUAACCAAAGUAAUCCCAUCUAACUCGGAGAUAUUAGUGUACUUCUCAACUACAGAUCACAGUAUGAGUUCAAUAUUGAAGGAUACCAGUCCUGUGUCACCACCUGUACAAUCACCACCCAUGCCUCUUACACAUUCUAUACCAGAUUAUUGCCAUGGUGUUCCUACUUCUCCAAUGAAGUUUUCACCACCACCACUGUUACAUGUACCCACUGCAUUGAAUUUGAUCACUCCACCACCUGAAGAUGACAGGAAACACACAUCGUACCAUAAUAGCAGGGAACGCUACACACAACAUAUCAUAGAUAAAAAUAACAGAAGCGGUCAUUUGUUGAGAAGAAACAAAGAAAGAUCUAUGUUACCUUGUGAAGUCUGUAAUAAAGUAUUUGACAGACCAUCAUUGUUAAAACGACACAUGAGAACACAUACUGGUGAACGACCUCAUCGUUGUGAUGUGUGUGGUAAAGCAUUCAGUACGUCCAGUUCUUUAAAUACACACCAAAGGAUUCAUUCUGGUGAGAAACCACACCAGUGUAAAAUAUGCUCUAAAAAAUUCACUGCAAGUUCCAAUCUCUACUAUCAUAAAAUGACACAUCAAAAGGAAAAGCCACAUAAAUGUACGCUGUGUUCCAAGUCCUUCCCAACACCUGGUGAUUUGAAAUGCCAUAUGUAUGUACAUAACGGAUCAUGGCCAUUUAAAUGUGGACUCUGUAACCGUGGUUUCAGUAAACAAACAAAUCUAAGAAAUCAUUUGAUGCUACAUACUGGUGAACGACCGUACGAAUGUACACUUUGUGGCAAAAGAUUUGCCUUGCCCUGUAACUUGAAAGCUCAUAUGAAAACACAUGAAGGUUCCAAAGUACUGAAGUGUUUGACAUGUAAAAAGACCUACUUGUGUGCUGAGAAUAUUAACAACGAGACCUGCUACAAAUGCAAAGAACAGCUAACAGCCGUCACCAAGGACAAUCCUGCUUCAAAACCCGAAGACCACGGCAAUCCAGUCAACUGGAAUAAUUUUGUAAAUAACACUGAUGCAGAAAAGAAUUUGACAAGGGUGAAUAUGAGGUCAACGCCAAAUGAGUCUGCAAAGCCAACCAAUCAGGAACAAUCUUCCAUGGUGCCUCACAUUGCCUCACCCAAUCAGGAUUCAGGUUACAAACACUGGCAGGGAAGAUUUAUAUAUGAAAGGUCAAAUGUCGCAUCUGUCAGAUCACCAUGUGAGGUGGAACCAGUGAGCUCAACAACUAAUGGCAGCUUAGGUAACAUAGCUUGCGCUCCAACAACAUAUCCAACCAAUCCAUACAUGCCUUACAACCACAUGUCUGGUAGCAUUGUUUUACCAGGACCUAGUAACAUGUCAUAUUAA